Molecule: messenger RNA, 1278 nt
Organism: Penicillium angulare
Lineage: Eukaryota; Fungi; Ascomycota; Eurotiomycetes; Eurotiales; Aspergillaceae
Exons: 1
Coding region: 1-1278 (425 amino acids)
Source: RefSeq, a predicted model, not a curated record
AUGGAGACAUAUAACUAUCCGGAUCCAUAUAUCCCAUCUCGUCAUUCCAUUCAAUUCCCCUUCAACCUAGCAUCUCGCAUCUGGCAACGAAUGUGGCAUGGAAUCCUCUUCCCUUGCCAAAAACCAUCGCCAUCACCAUCUUCCUCAGUGCCAUCUAGUCCAACAUUCGCUAGAUUCCCACUAACUCCAACUCCAGAGUCAGGCAUACAAGAAACAAGCGGCUCAUCUCCGAUCUUCCAACCCCUUGCAUAUGAUCAUAUCUCAUCUCUCUUGAACGCGGACUACUUUCGCGGAACGAUCAACCAAGACGGAAUAUCCCAGAACGGAGAAUGGGACGCAUUACGAGUUCUGAACCCAGAUUUAAGUAGCCAAAAUACCAUCUCGGAAUCAUCGCAUGAUAUUCCCAAGCCACUGAGAAUAGGCAGACCGAAAUCUCUCGCUCCUGUUCUCCCGGAUCUCCCUUUUAUACGCAAUGUAGAGCCUUCUCUUUCCGUCAGCUUUGAGCUAGGUCUACGAAAUUUGCGAUCAUCUGUGACAUACAACGAAUUUCAACAGAGCACCUAUAAUAGAUUUACUCCUAAUCUAUGCUCCGAAACCAUUCAACAGGAGCUAGCGGUGUCGCGUAGUUUGAAUGAGCGCCCGCGCCCGGCCCCUCUAUCUCGUAUCUUUCCCCGCAAUGGACUAACACGCGCAUUAGAACUAUUUUGCCAACCACAACUGCUCAUUUCACCCGAACCAGACCCUGAAGAUGAAAGUGAAGAUGAGAAAUACACUGAUCCCAGUAUUGACACACCUUCAUAUCUAGGCUCACAAUCUUGCGACCCCUCAUUAAGCUCUAGUAUAGAAUCUGCAUUCGACCUCAACAGAUUUCGCGGACAACGGGUAAAAAGCCAUGGUGACUGGGUGAAGCGUAAAGGGCGAUGGGUGAAGAAAAUACAAUGGUCCCAAGCAACCACUCACUUAGAACAGAAUUCCCCACAGGGUGAAGUUACAACUCCAGAGUCUCAGCCCCAAUCCCAAUUCCAGUCUGCUACUCCGUCUCAAUCAAGCCAGGGGAUUACAACUGAAUCAGGAAGCCAAUGGAGUCGGUCUAGAAGAAGCUCCGACAAUUGCUCCGGUUCUACCGGUACAUCUCCCGGUCUCUCAUUUAUUCGAGAUAUUAUCAAUCGUCGGGACCCCGGAAUCUUCGUGAGCCUCAACAGUAUGGAAUCUAUUCAAUCAACUUUGGCUGCGGGAACAGCCGCGCAACAGCGCAGAAUUAUCCGAAAGCAAGAUUAA